ACUCGCAAGGUCGGCGUCGGCACAAGCAAGAUUGAACACCGUCCCGCCAGAGUCGUUCAAAGAGAAAGAAGCCGGUCGUCAAAGUGGACCACAGGUUGCUUACCACCACAGUUUUACUUCGUGACCUCUCCGUGGAUCCAGUCAGGAUGAGCGACGACUUGCUGUGGGCUGUGAAGAACGGCGACCUGGAACAGGUCAAGUCUCUGUCAGCGUCAGCUGAUGUAAAUGCUGUGUUGAAGAAUGGCCGUAUGGCGCUUCACUACGCUGCCGACUUCGGCCAAGCUGAAGUGAUCGAGUAUUUGCUCUCGAUUGGAGCUAAUGUGGAUCUUGCUGAUUCCUACGGUAUCACCCCACUGCUUGCUGCGAUCUAUGAGGGUCAUUUGGAGUGUGUGCAGCUUUUAGUGAAGAAGGGAGCCAACAAAUCCCUGAAGUCCCCUGAUGGUCGAUCUUACGCAGAAUGUGCCGAGGAUGAUGAAAUUCGCCAGGCUCUUCAAUAGUCACCUCCAAAAGCCAGCUGUUCUUGACACCAUCCAUCGUUGUACAGUAAGCUGAGGUUAGCGUGAUUAGCAUUUUAUGUGUUUUCGCGGGACUUGUGCAAAUCUAACUGAAGAGAACUGAGAGUAUCGUUCAUUUUGGCGAUGCUAGUUGCCUUCGUCUUUUCAGCACUUACUUAUCCUGCCAUUUGAGCUGUCUCCGCCAAGUUUAUGCUUACCCUAAUUUAAGUUUCCGUACGAAUUUUUACCCUCACAGGGAUUUCAUUUUUAGGUUCUCCAAGAUGCUGUCAUGAAAGAUCCCAGCAAAUAGUGUACAGUCAUGUACAGCUAUACCAUGGUGGUGAUUUUGUCUGUGCUAUGUUAUUGUAUAGAGCCUUAGACUCCGAGGAGAAUGAAAAGAGUAUGAACAUUUCAUUUUAUUGUUGGGAAUUAUUUCCAUUUUUUGCACAUCGUGGCCACCCCCGACUCAGAUAUGCACACCAUUCUGCUGGACUAUGGCGACAAUUUGCUGUCUCUUUCUGACACUAUCUCUGUGACGUAUA
Messenger RNA from Sycon ciliatum, 1036 nucleotides. Its product is annotated as myotrophin-like. The coding region runs from base 147 to 497 and encodes 116 amino acids. Gene Ontology annotation, biological process: regulation of barbed-end actin filament capping. NCBI's taxonomy places the organism in Eukaryota, Metazoa, Porifera, Calcarea, Leucosolenida, Sycettidae. The record is from RefSeq and is a predicted model, not a curated record. Gene Ontology annotation, cellular component: nucleus; cytoplasm. Gene Ontology annotation, molecular function: protein binding. The transcript has a single exon.